UUCCACCUCCCUAUUCCGUACUUCGGAAUCCCAUGAGAUGUGCGCAUGCGCAAUUGCUUCAGUACGCUCGCGUUUUUGCUUUAGUUCAGAAGAAUUUACGUCGCUCUCAUAUUUUAUCUCUCAGCGCUUGAGAUAAGAGGUUUGUUUGGAAGAAGAAUUGUGGGAACUACGAGUGUAGUCCCAGUGGUGAUUAAUCUCGAGUCUUUUGGGGUAGACACGCAGUGUCCGUGGUGAAAAUUGACUCUUUUGGUUUUUGACCGAGACGGCCCCUGGUCGUGGUCAUCCCUGUCAUGGCGGCUCCCCUGGGGUCAGACAAGGGACCAAGCACUGACUUGGAAAAUACUUCUCGACAGAGUAUUUUUGAGAUUGUGGACAAUAUCAGAGGAACUUUGAUCAACCCAACCACUCCUGAUCUAGGUAUGUCAAACUGUGCACAACUUUCUAGUCCCUCGGGGACUGGACAACCUCAGGGGUCGAAGGUCAGUGACAGGGUUGAAGCCACAGAUGCCGUGGACCAUCAGACUGAUAGACAGCCGUCUUUCUCAUGGGAACACUGUAUGGAAUUCAUGAUGGCCAGUCAAAGAGCUCAGUGUGCUUCUAUGGAGAAAAUCAUUGGAUCGGCUAUUUCUAACUUUGGGAAAGUUAUUUCUCAGCAAGGGGUUUCGGGUGGUACCGAGCAGACCCGAAGUUCACAGAUCGUGGCUUCAACUUCGGUGAGUGGAGAUGGCACCGGAGAUUCCCGAAGUGGGGCGGAUGCAACUUCCGGGGAUAACCAACAUGGCGGCGCCCGUGAUGUAUACAGUGACGACGAAGGGCUUGUUGGAGACGAUUCUGAGUCGGAUUGUUUUGAUUCCCUUCAAUCAAACCUGUGCGAAACCAAAGAAAACCCCGAGGACGACAAUAUCAUAACUCUUAUGGCUGAUUUUCAUGAGUUCUUUGGAGAAGACGACGAUACUUCGGAAUCGUUGAGAGAGGACCUGGCCAAAUCAGUGAAUGAGGGUAUGACUAAGAGCCCGCACAUGGGAAAAUUGAAAGAGGUGAUGGGGAGAUACAAGAGACCUAAGAAUUGUGAGGCAUUGAGGGUCCCAAAGGCCAAUGAAGAAAUAUGGCAACAGGCCAAACCGGCUACGAGGACUAGAGACUUGAGGGCCCAACAGACCCAGGGGUUAAUGGUGAAAGCCAUGAUUCCCUUAAUCCAAUUAACAGAUGCACUCAUGAGUGCCAUAGUCACAAAAUCAGAAGUGGACAUUAAAGACACACUCAUGAAAGCUACUGAUUCAAUAAGACUCCUUGCAGGGGCUCAUGGCGAUCUAAAUACCAAGAGACGCGAAGGGUUUAAACCUGAUCUCAAAGGCCCCUACAAAAACUGUGUUUUGCUAUGCCAGGGAAGAAUUCAGGAACAUAUCUGUUCGGGGAUGAACUUGGAAAACGCAUCAAAGACAUUUCUGAUGCCAGUCAGCUUGGGUGCAAACUUGGCCAAGGCACAUCAUGGCAACCUAGUCGCCACAGAUAUAGGGGAAAUCAGAGAUUUGACCCCUACAGGCAACAGACACAACCCAUCAGGACAGGAAAGGGUUUCCCCAACAAGGUUAAGAGCUCCAGGGGCAGAGGAAACCAACAUGGUGGUUUUUUAAACCGACGUCCCAGGGAGGACAACUUCAGAAAAUAGCGGAAACACUAGACAGUGACAAUAGUGCAGAGUGUGAUUGGACGAGUAGUUCAGAAAAUCAAGAUGGAGGCAGCAGAAGCUCUCAUGAUAGCACCCCUAUGGUCAACACAGAGCUGGUUCAAUUCGACUGUCGAAUUGUCAGUCGACUGUCCUCGAUUGCCGCCCAAGUCCAAGCACCUCCUGACACUCGGCCAUCUACCACUGAAAGUACACCCACUACUUCAACAAGGCAAGUUGAAACUGGCGGCCUUCCGCUUGUCCGGGAAGUCCUGCAAGGUCAAGGAAUUCAGGGCUCUGCUGCAGACAUCAUCUUGCAUUCAUGGAAAGGUACCACCAAGAAACAGUAUAGGACAUAUCUGCGAAGGUGGAUGCAAUUUUGUUGUGAAAGGGGUAUUAAUUCCAUUUCACCAUCUUUAAAUGAUGGUUUGAGUUUUUUGGAGCUUCUUUAUCAGAAAGGACUGAGUUAUUCUGCUAUAAAUUCAGCACGGUCUGCGUUAUCAUCUGUAGUAAAAGUAGAUAAUGUGCAAUUUGGACAGCAUCACCUUGUCAUACGAUUUAUGAAGGGUAUAUUCAAUUUAAGGCCUAGCUUCCCCAGAUAUAACGUCACAUGGAAUGUAUCUGUUGUUUUGCAAUAUCUUAAAGCACAAUCUGACUCAGAUUUGAAAGAGCUUACUACUAAGUUGGCUAUGUUACUGUUAUUAUUGUCAGGACAACGUGUUCAAUCCCUCCAUUUGAUAGACUGUAGAAAUGUAGAUAUUGUAGACAAUAGUAUUAGGAUUAGAUUUGGAGAUUUAUUAAAGCAAACAAGACCUGGACACCAUCAAGGGGAGAUAACCAUCCCUGGAUUUUCAGACAAUAGAUUAUGUGUUGUUAAGUUGCUCAAAGACUAUGUUCAUGUGACUAAAGACCUCAGAGGAGAUGAAACUGCUUUGUUUAUUGCAGUACAAAAGCCUCACAAACGAGUGAGCAAAGACACUAUUUCCCGAUGGAUUCGAGGUGUUCUUGCUGCUGCAGGAAUAAACCUGGCAAUGUUUAAGCCUCACAGUGUGAGAUCAGCCUCAACAAGCGCAGCUGCAGCUGCCAAUGUGCCACUCGCCACUAUUUUGAGGACUGCUGGUUGGAGUAACCAAUGUGUGUUCAGGCAGUUCUAUGAUAAGCCUAUAUCUGACAAUGGACAAUUCGGAGAGACUUUAUUGUUAAUGGCUCAGAAUGAUAACCCUUAAGGUUAAGUCUCACCACAGAAACACUUAUUACCUUGUUUGAUUUAUUGCAUAAUGACAACAUGGGUUGUUUAUUUGUCUUUUUCAAUUGAUCAGUCAGUGUUGUGAUCAUAUGUUUUAGUAGUGCCAUGUUGACCUAGUAAAUUUUGGACAGCAG
Messenger RNA from Haliotis rubra (blacklip abalone), 3046 nucleotides. RefSeq lists its product as uncharacterized. The record is from RefSeq and is a predicted model, not a curated record. The transcript has 2 exons. NCBI's taxonomy places the organism in Eukaryota, Metazoa, Mollusca, Gastropoda, Lepetellida, Haliotidae. The coding region runs from base 291 to 1634 and encodes 447 amino acids.